CGUGACAAGACAUCGUACCUUUUCUUGAACGGUAAAUGAUAUGGACCGGUAGAAGGUCAACAAGCGGACACAACAAAUGCUGCAAAUUUUCAAAGCACUGGUACUGUCAUGUCCACCUUUUGAAGUCGUCGUCAGCAAAGUAGUACGAUACGAUACGAUACGAUACKAUACGAUAGUGCCGAAGCAGAAUAGAACAUAGACUUCCUUCUGACAGUUACUCCCAUCACAUUACAGUAGAACAGAUAGACACGACACAUCGACGCAUCGCAUACGUUAUUUGCUGCAAACAAACCAAUCAUGUUUGACGAAGAUUCCUCCUCGGACGAAGAGGAGAAAAAUCCCGUGGAAACGAAGACCACCGAUGACAAUGACAAUGACAAUGACGAUGGCGACAAAAAGGCUGCGGAAGAGUCGAAAAUCGAGGAAGAUGGCAAGGGCGACGGCGAGACAAAGACCGCGGAAGAGGGAAAAAACGACGACGAUGGCGACAGCGACGACGAGAGCGUAGGCAAGGGACAGGGAGGCAAGAAAGAAACAACGAAAAAAGACGCUUCCACAGCCGGGCUCUUCGACGACAGCUCCGACGACGAUGACGACGACGCUGUCUUUGACGACGCGGGCGCGGUGGUCGGUUCGUCGGCCCCCCCGAAGAAGAAGGAAGAAGACCCCGAACUCAAACGAAGGCGGGCCGCCUCCAAAAAGGGACGGACCCAGAACGCAACGGUCCCGAGUGCCGGCAAACCGCAAGAGGGAUGCUCUCUGCACAUGACCAAGCUGCCGAACGUGGUGGCCAUCCAACCGUCUGCCUUUGACGAGGUCGACUACGACGAGAAGGAAGAGGAGGAGACCUACAAGGGAUACGUGCACAACAUGAUCCGCUGGCGGUACAAGAAGGACGACAACGGCAAUCCAAUGCGAGACGAAAGGGGCCUGAUCCGGGAGAGCAACACCAAGCUGGUCAAGUGGAGUGACGGGUCCUUCACACUGCACAUUGGAAAGGAAGCCUUUGACAUCCAAAACGUCGAUUCGUCGACCGGUAGCGGGUUCUCCGGCCUGAACGGGUACGUUUACCAGUCCCAGAAGGCUACCUUCCAAACCGACGAGAACGACUCGGACAACGACGACGAAGACGACCUUCAGAACGGCGGCACCGUCCUCGAAUGCAUCGGUCCCGUCGGGAGCCGCUUUGUGGCCAAGCCAUCCUCCCUCCAGUCCGAGUCGCACAAGAGCCUCACGGUGGCCGUCCGCCAGAGGACCGUAAAGCGGGCGAAGAUCGCCCAGUACAUGACCGAAGAGGACCCCGAGAAGCUCAAGCAGGAGCGAAUCAAGUACAACGAGGACGCCGAGAAGCUCAAGCAGCGCAAGCGCGCGACCGGUGGAGGAAGCCGAGGCGGCGGCCGCCGCCCCGGCAUGAACAAGGGAUACCUGGAGGCGGACGACGACGAGGGCUACGACACGGUAAACUUGCGCGCUAUGAAGAAGGCCUCCGCGAGCAACUACGACAUGGACGAGAUGGACGACUACGGAGACGAGUCGGACGACGACUACGACCAGUCGUUCGCCAACCGGGGUCGCAAGCGGCAGCGAAAGCCGGUCGAGGAAGACAGCGACGACGACGACGAGGAAAUGGUCUUUGACGACGACGACGACGACGAUGUGGUAAAGAUUCACCAGAAAAAGAAGAGCUCGGCGGUCUUAGAUGACGACGAGUAGCCAAAGAAAGGAACGAAGGAACGAACCAACAAUCAAAUACUGUACUCAAAAAAAGAAGGACGAAUCAGAAGUCCGGGAAUGCACUGCGCUACUUCUAAACAAGAAACCACGGGAACGAAACCAAACCAUAGUACAAUUGUUAUUAACCAACUGCUACAUCAAUAGCGUACAAAGAAAGAACAAACAGAAAAUACCACUGCAACACUCUGCCUGUUCUUCGGCAUGGGUCCUAAUUUUAGAGGGGUGCGCAUUGCAUCAAAAUUCAUAUUCCAUGGGUGGAUGAAACACGAAAAAUAGCACCCAAGGAUUUUUUCUCGUUUUAAUUCUGCUUUUCUUAGUUUCAAACUGGAAGAACUUCAUCAAAAACUAAUACUACUACACACUCAUUUCAUUACAAGUCCGACUUCACGAUGGCCCCCACAAUGACUAUGACAAAGAACUGCUGCUUUCUCAAGUAGCUCCGGAAACAUGAUCUCCUGCUUUUGUUGUCAAGGUACUUCGCAUUUAUUUGGAAUAUUGUUGGGGUACCAACAAGGAGGUACUAGUAGUAAAUGGUGGUGGUGGAGGAUUCUACAACACAAAAACCAACAUGCAAUAUGCUGUUUCUUAUUGUAGUAAGGAGAACACCUCUUCUCUUCCAAAAAACAACAACAUGUCAGAGAGGAAUAGUACCCAAGAAAAUAGCACCAGCAGGCAACAAAUCAAUGAGGAACUCCUCUAUAGUUUAACAAA
Messenger RNA from Pseudo-nitzschia multistriata, 2445 nucleotides. NCBI's taxonomy places the organism in Eukaryota, Bacillariophyta, Bacillariophyceae, Bacillariales, Bacillariaceae. The record is from the annotation of a GenBank genome assembly.